Pyrus x bretschneideri (Chinese white pear) is the source of this 1097-nucleotide messenger RNA. RefSeq lists its product as uncharacterized. NCBI's taxonomy places the organism in Eukaryota, Viridiplantae, Streptophyta, Magnoliopsida, Rosales, Rosaceae. Bases 130 to 558 code for a protein of 142 amino acids. The transcript has a single exon. The record is from RefSeq and is a predicted model, not a curated record.
UGUGAACGCUAUAUUUCACCACCCCACACACACCACCUUCAAAAUAACACACAAACAAAACCCCCCACAGACCACAUUUCCUCCUCCUCUGGUUUUCUCCAUUUUCUCAGAGCUCGAAUUCUCAGAAAAAUGCCCCCAAAUCAUUCACUUCCAGUUUCUCAGGAACAAUUAACAGAGCAGCCCGGGCUGCGCAGGCGGCUGUCGUCUCUGUCCCUGAAGCUCCAGCCCAUCUCUUCUCCUGCAACCUCAUGGGCACUAAGCCGGUCGAAAUCUGUUUCAGCCAUGGGAGAGUACGCCGGAGGAUCCAUUAGAAAAUGGUGGGUCCAGAGCUGGACAUGGAUCAUGUCUAGAAAACCCAUUUUUGCCCAGGAUCUGGAGAUGAACGAGGAAGAAACCAAAGUGCUUGGAUCCGACAACAGAGGAAGCUGGAGGCAUGUGUUCUACAAAGUCCGGUCGGAGCUCAAGAAACUCGUGGGCUCUGAUGUCGGAAGCCUGCCACAAACUUACAGGUACAAUUUUGACGAUGGGAGGACCAAAACCAAGAAAGUUUACGGCUGAGAUUUCAUGGGUAAGUGUUGGUUUUUGAAAUUAAUCAAGAAAGUUGGGUCCUUUGUGGAAUUAAUAAGAGAUUCGACGGUGCAAAAAUUCGAUAGCAGAUCAUCAAAAAGUACUACUUGCUAAUGUUAAUCUUUGUUGUUGUUCCAAACACGAAGAUCAUUUGUACCAAUGUAAUUAGACUAUGUUGUUGUUUUUUGAUGUUCUUAUCUUUGUGUCAUGUGGGAUUGUUGUUAUAGAGGGGUCGGGUUGAAAAAUUAAUGGUGGUCUGAGGGUUCUCUGCAAUUUGUGGAAAGUUGAAGGAGUGGUUGGCAAAGGCAGAAGUGGUUUGAUCCAACAAUGGAGAUUGCAGAGGUUGCUGCUUAUCAUCAUAAAAUUAGAGAGCAUUUUAUUGAUUAGUAAAUGCUAAAUAUCAUGUUAUUAUUUUAUUUAUUUUUAUUUACGAAGCAAUUAUUUUUGCGGAUUCUCUCCUAUUAUUUGUAAGUGUUAAUUUAUGUGCUAGUUAAUUUAUAGUAAAUGAAUUAUUCAUAAAUUAGCUGUUC